This is a messenger RNA of Solanum pennellii, 834 nucleotides long. RefSeq names its product putative B3 domain-containing protein At2g27410. Bases 1 to 834 code for a protein of 277 amino acids. The record is from RefSeq and is a predicted model, not a curated record. Lineage: Eukaryota; Viridiplantae; Streptophyta; Magnoliopsida; Solanales; Solanaceae. The transcript has a single exon. Gene Ontology annotation, molecular function: DNA binding.
AUGAAUAUCAGUAUGGAAGAUAUUCCGAUUGAUCCUAAUUGGACCCGUCUAGAUAUUUUGGCUGUUGUUUGUGAACGUGUUCUUGAAGAAGAAGAAAUCGUCAAGGAAACUGCAAUGCACGAAGCAGAGAGUCAGGAAAAAUUAAUGAGAGUAGAAAACCCCGAUAGACCAAUAGAUGAUCAAGUUAAAACACGAAUAAAAACAAGAAAAAGGGACUAUGAUCCAGAAGACAAACGUCGUAGUAUUGGAAAAAAGAGGAAAAAAUCUAAAACAGGGAAAAUCCUUCCAAUGCCCCAAAUUGUCCAGGAUCGAAUCAAUCAGUUGGAGAAAGGUGUAAAAGAGGUGAAAUUUAUUAUUGAAAAAGAAAUAUACAAAACGGAUGCUAAUGAACACCAAAACCGUCUCUCCAUACCAACAACACAAGUUGUGGAAAAAUUUCUAACAGAUGAAGAAGAAGAGUAUCUCUGUAUGCCUAGUAAUGGCAAUAGAAAUAACUUUAAGAAAGUUCGAGUGAUUGAUCCGUCCCUCGAUAUUUAUGAAUUGGAAUUAAGGAGAUGGGAGAUGAAAGCGAGCGCAAUUUAUGCGUUGAAUGGAAAGUGGACUAAAAUGCGUGUUCGUAAUAAAAUCAAAAAAGGCAAUAGGAUUCAAAUCUGGGCUGUUCGAAUGGAUGACGACGAAUUAAUUAUUGUUAUUAUGAAGCUUUCUCCCGAUGAAGAAAACGAAGGUGAUCAACUAACAAUAAACGAAGAAGAUGAUGAUAAUGAAGUUACAAUACAAAAAGUUAAUAGUGAAGAGCAAAACGAUACUGAUAGCAUAGAAAAUCUUGCUCAUUAG